Molecule: messenger RNA, 4719 nt
Organism: Schistosoma curassoni
Lineage: Eukaryota; Metazoa; Platyhelminthes; Trematoda; Strigeidida; Schistosomatidae
Source: the annotation of a GenBank genome assembly
AGUGGUUGUUUUAAAAAUCUUUGCAACGGUUUGUGCUUCAUUUCGUGUAGUGUUUGGCAUUGUGAUUGUAUGGUUCACUUGAAUAGUGCAUUAGAAACAAGUUAUAAACAUCAUUUUUUUUGUCUCCGUCUGGUUCAAACACUUCAUUUGUUGGUAGACGGAUUAAAAGCUUUCACGGUGAGACUACAAUUUACGGAUGAAUCAGUCAUAUGUAAGAUUACAUGUCUGCAAUUUUGGUGCGAAAUUCAUCCAUCCAUUUGGCUGAAUAGCGUUUCGUUAUUUCGGCUUUGUCAGUUUCGCAAUUGAAACAAAAUCUAAUUUCACAUACAGGUUAGUAGGUAGACAACCCCAAGGUCACUAGCGUCGCUGAAACGUCGUCCAUGAAUUGUGGUCUUACCAUUUUCGCUUAAUGAGCUUACGUAUCUAGGAGUAGUACAUAACCAGUGACCCCAGGUUGUUUCUAAUUUCUGAGUGUUACCGAGCCUAAGCAUAUGCCUAAGUGGGUGCCCAGGAGUAAUUAGAAUUCUAUGUCAUUAAAUCACCUUUAAGACACCUAUACUUCAGUGGGUAGAUAUUCAGUAAUUUGGAGUGCUCUUCAUUACGUUUGAGCUUGGGUCCCGGGACUGAUUUUAUGGCUCGCUUUGGUAUUCAAUGAAGUGUGUUUUUGUCCUUUUGAAGUGAGGAUUGGAACACUAUACUUCCAUACCCUAAAUGGGGUCAGAUAAAACUUAAAGAAAAAGUUAAAGUUAUGCAGUCAAACUGCCUAAAAUGGGUUUCGAAUUUAUCAGUGCAAGGUUUGUUUGAACGGCGUUUUUGCUUCAGUUAUCGUAAAACUAGGUCAUAGGGUAUCAAGACUCCUAGGUCUCUUGCGAUCUGGGAUGCCCAUAAAGGGGAGUUACCUAAGUUGUGUGCGUAGUCUGUAACAUGCCUCAGAUGAACCAGUAUGCACUUUGAAGUUCUAUGAGUCGGUUGUUAUCCGCCCAGCUUUACGGUCUAUUCAGAUCAUCCUGAAGUGCCAGCUUUUCGUCUUGGUUGGAAACUGUGUAAAAUUUUAAAGUCUGGUUCAUCUUGUUUCUUCCUCAGAUUCUUGUCUGUCAAUACUGUCAACCUUCACUUCUUCUUGGAAUUAAUUCUUUCAGCACUGACCGAUUUCAGUAGUCACAUAUCGAGAAAGUAGACAGAUGCGAGAAAUCAGAUCAACUCAUUUUUUGUACGGUGAUAUACAUGUUUCUAUAGAUCUGUAAUAUGAACACAACUUUACUACCUCAAUCUCACCGGAACCUCCCAUUAAGCACGUGGGAUUGAUUAUGAACAAUCAUUCUGUUGAUCAUAUAGGUUGAAGUGAAUAACUACACACGCUAGGAUCGUAUGUGCGCUUACUGGCAUUUUAGUUUUGAACUGCAAACCCUUUUGCUAUAUUUAAUAGGAUUUACUUAUAAAAAACGUACUGUAGAGUGAUAAAGAUGCUAAACUAAAAUCAUAACAGUAAACUAGGGUUUUAAAACUUCGCAAAUCGAAUUUUAUUUGUUGAAGUUUGCAGAAUAAAAGGAAUCAUGGGUUUCCUAAGCUUUCACUACAAUCUUAUUUUUGCAUAAACAGGGCGUGAAAAAUCCAACAAUCGCGAUAGCUUCUCGUCUCAAGAUUCCUAGUUUCAUAAGCUCUAGCAUUUGGAUGGAUUAUUAUUAUUCGAUAUAGUUGGGUCAGGGAUUGAGGACCCCAUCUCUUCCCUUGGUUUACAUGUCAGACGACUAAUUCGGUAGUUCAUUCAAAAGUAUUUCCAAAAUUAUAUACAUAGACGGGAUGGGAUUCUGCUUUUUCUGUUGAGUAGUCAUCAGUUACUGUUAGAAUUCUCUCUUACGGUUAUAACCCAGCUAUUCCUAUUGCUUAGUAUUCUCAGACACCGACUCACUCGACAAGUCCCCCAAAUCAGAACACGGCUGAACAGGAAAAGAGAUUAUAUUCCAAGUAACAAGGUUAGAUGGAAGUAAGAAGCACAAUAGGAAAAACGUUAGUAUAUUUAUAGUUUUCACAUGAGAAGGUUCCUAGUGUUCACUAAGUACUGCAUUAGCCAAUCAGCGUGCACCAAAGCAAUCGUGCAUUGAACCUGCUUUAAUCCAGUCUAUGUCCCGCCAACAGUUACACUAAAUGGUAUUAAUGUAUUCGAUAUAUGCGUUUAAGUAGAGACGGGUUCUACCCAAUAAUCCUUACGUUGAUUGUCACCUGAAACCGGUGAGACUAAAAUGACUACGUUGUUAAACCACUUCCUGCCUCAUCAAUACACCUUUUAUUAGCCGAAGAUAUUAACUAUCAUAUUUCCUUUGUUUGUUAUUAAGCAAAAAGCCUAGUUUUCGUUAAGGGGAUCACUAGAUACUGUUAUCCAUUUCCCUUAGGUUUUAGUUUAUUUCCUGGGUAUCUAAAACACAUCCUGUAGGAAUUCGUUGUGCGAAUUACCCGGUAUUUACACAAGUUAGUUGUUGGUAUAAUGUCAGAUCAGUUUAUGCUUAUUAACUGAUCUUAUUUUUAGUUUCGUUAUCUGAAUGGUCUUACAACUCAGGAAUCUAUAUUUGUGCAUAAUUUCAAAAUAUAUUGCUUAAUUGAACACCAUGCACUUCAAUUUUGUAGAUGUCACCUGUCGAAGAACAACAGGGCGAUAAACCCAUUCAACCUAAAAUUGGUAUAAUAUAUCCUCCACCUGAAGUAAGGAAUAUCGUCGAUAAAACGGCGAGUUUUGUAGCACGUAAUGGUCCAGACUUUGAAUCUCGUAUUCGUCAAAAUGAGAUCAGUAAUCCAAAGUUCAAUUUUCUGAAUCCAGCUGAUCCAUACCACGCGUAUUAUCAACACAAAGUUCGAGAGUUUGCUGAAGGGAGAACACCAGAACCUGCUGCUCUAAAAUUAACUAUUCCUAGUGCUGCUCGUCUUGCUCAGGAUACUCCAAAAUCGAUUCAAGAAACAUUUACACCCAAGGAUCCACCAGCUGAAUUUGAAUUUGUUUAUGAUCCACCUUCUAUUAACGCAGUUGAUAUUGACAUAAUAAAACUUACAGCACAAUUUGUUGCAAGAAAUGGUCGACAAUUUUUAACUCAGUUAAUGAAUCGAGAACAGAGAAAUUAUCAGUUUGACUUUCUCCGUGCUCAGCACAGUAUGUUUGGUUAUUUUACAAAACUUGUGGAACAAUACACUAAAAUCUUAAUACCACCUAAAGACGUUGUUUCGAAAUUGGAGGACGAGUUAGAGAAACCGAAACAGCUGCUUGACGAUGUAAAAUAUAGGGUUGAGUGGCAUAAGUAUCAAGAACGUCAGCGUAAGCGUGAGGAGGAGGCUGCAGAACGUGAACGUGUGGCGUACGCAAUGAUUGAUUGGCAUGAUUUCGUGGUUGUUGAAACAGUUGACUUUCAACCAAAUGAAGCAGGCAAUUUCCCUCUACCGACUACUCCUGAUGAAGUUGGAGCACGCUUACUAGCUGAAGAACGUGGUCUUCAGCCUCCUUCAAAGCCGUCAGCCCCUCCACCCCCCGGUUCACUUGGAUUAAUGCCAACUGAUAUAGAUGAAGAUGAUACAAGUGACCAAGAAUUAGAUGAAUCAGAAGAUGAAAAUGAAGCUUCUGGGCUUUCUCAACCUAAGGGCCAGGGUUUGAUCAAUCACAGCCCUCUACCAUAUCCUGAUGAGACAGAAAAUCGGGUUACUGAUGAUAUCCCAACCCCACCUGCUGUUAAUAUGACUGAUAUAGCUGGAGAAGAUGAUAUGGAGUUAUCAGAUGAUGAGAAUAUUGCUGAAGAACUCGUUCAGCAAAACAAAGUAUCAGCAAAACAGGUACCAUUAUCUUCUGAUCAAGUCAUUAUUCGACAUAACUACGACCCAAAAGCUACAAAUAUUAGAAGAGCAGAGGAUUCUGUGCUUUUAGUAUCACCUUUCACUGGCGAGAAGAUUCCUGCUAACCAAGCUCCAAAACAUAUUAAGGUUGGGCUACUCGAUCCUAAGUGGGUCGAACAGCGUGAUCGAGAGAUUCGCGAGAAACGUGAACAAGAACAAGUUUAUGCUGCGGGAAAUCUGAUUGAUAGUAGCUUAAAGCAGCUUGCUGAGCGUCGCACAGACAUUUUCGGUGUAGGAGUUGAUGAAAUUCAGAUUGGCAAGAAAUUAGGAGAACAGGAAAUAGUCAAGUCUGAUAAGCUAGUUUGGGAUGGUUACUCUGUUACUACAGAUGUUGUUGCCAAAAGAAACUUAGAAGCGGUUACUGUUAAAGAUAAGCUAGAUUUAUUAGAGUUCCAACAGAAAUUGGAUUCUGCUCGCGAUAAGAUUGGUCCUCAAAGCGGGGUGCUCCCUGCUCUAGGCAUUAUCCCUCCGGUACUGCAUAAGCCGACAAUCUUGUUGCCACCACCAUCAAUGCAAGGUGGAGUUACACAACCUCCACCGCCCCCACCCCCUCCCGGCCUUGUAAUGCUUUCCAGUGCGCCACCACCAUUACCACCAGGUCUAUUUCCUCCCGGGAUGCCACCUCCACCCGGCAUAGCUAUACCGAGUUUCAUGCCUCCACAUCCACCCAUCCCACCACCACCACUUCCACCUCCAACACCUGCUAAUGAUGGAGAACCGGAAGCAAAAAGACCGAGAGAAUAGUUGAGUAAUAUUGGUCAAUAAGUGUACUUUUGCCCCUUUACCUUUGUAUCAACUAGCUACUAUCUCAAAUAUAUUUUCCCAUGUUUCAAUGGUUUUAUUUAUAUU